Molecule: messenger RNA, 669 nt
Organism: Lathyrus sativus (Indian pea)
Lineage: Eukaryota; Viridiplantae; Streptophyta; Magnoliopsida; Fabales; Fabaceae
Source: the annotation of a GenBank genome assembly
AUGUAUGCUUCUACUUCCUUUACUUCUCAACUCGUUCAUGAGCUUCUUGUAGAAUCUAACACAAGAAGGUUACUCUUCCAAAACCCAGUAGAUCAUCGAUCACAAACCAACUCCCCUGUUUUAACAAACAAAAAUAAUUCAACAGACUCACAUUUUGGAGCUCUUGAAUUCGAUUCAAACGUUGUGAUGAUAGUUGCAGUUCUAUUGUGUGCACUUAUAUGCUCACUUGUAUUAAACUCCAUUAUAAGGUGUGCCUUGAGGUUUUCUAACGUAGCCAUCAACAACAACGAAACUUCUUCGCCUCAGUUGGUCAACAAAGGAAUCAAGAAGAAGGUUCUCAAGACAUUUCCCGUAGUGAGCUACUUAGAUGAGUUAAAACUGCCAGGUUUGGAUGCAGAGUGUGUGAUAUGUCUCUCGGAAUUUACAAAGGGCGAAAAGGUGCGCAUUUUGCCGAAAUGCAACCAUGGUUUCCAUGUCCGUUGCAUUGACAAAUGGCUAAAGGAACACUCAUCAUGUCCCAAGUGCAGACAAUGUCUUCUUCAAACAUGUCGAAAGGUUGGUGAGUCGCAGGUGCAACCAAUUGUGCUGCCAGUGCCAGAAAUCAGUAUAAGGAUUCAACCACUGGACCAUGAAGCUGUUGAACGUAACUAUAGGGAAGAAAGCAAAUAA